AGAAGGUCGAUUACGCAACACGUUGUAUGAGUUCCUCCACUACUGAUUUAUUCAGGAAUAGAAUAAACCGAUAAGACCGAUCACCUAAAAAUAAAGAAUGGAUGUAACCAUCCGUCCAGCUCGGGAAGAGGACUUUGAAGAGGUUGUUGCUUGGCAUCAAGAGAAUGGAUGGGUAGAUGAUGUUGAAGAUCUCAAGUUGUUCAAGAGAGUCUAUGGAGAUGGGGUCAUUGUUGCCGAAGAUAAUACAGGCAGCCCCGUUGGAUUUGCUACAUGGAAUAUCUUAGGUCCCGAUAUUGGACUUGGAGGAAAAAUCAUUGUGAAGAAAGAACACCGUGGUAAGGGCAUUGGGAAGAAACUAGUAUGUGCCUACAAGUCCUGCAUUGGGGAUCGUAAUGCAUGGCUACACGCCGAAAUCCAUACUGUUGAUUUUUACAAGAAGUAUGGAUUUGUCCACGAAGGUUACAAUGCAGAAAUAUUUCUUGGUUCGUUACACAGAGAUGUGGCGUUAGAUGUGGAUUCAACGGUGGAAGUUGUCCGUCGUGGUGUUGCUGCAUCAAUUGAUGAUAUAGUAGCGUAUGAUGAGGAAAUCACCGGACUCCAAGAUCGUAAAGCUUUCCUAACUGAGUUUGCUGUUGGCUCUGAAAAUUAUCUCAUAUCUGCGACUAAAGAUGGUAUUAUCGUUGGGUUCCUUAUAGCACAUCUUAUCAAGAACGUUUACAGAGUUGCACCAUUUUAUGCUGAUACUGCAAAAAUUGCUAAUAGGCUGAUUCAAUUCCUAUCAUCGGAGAUUCCCGAAGGUUCUACCAUUGAGCUCAACACGUUUACUGUUACCGAGUCCAUCGAGUAUAUCACUGAGAAAUAUAAAUUGAAGAAGAUGGACAGUGCGUUGGCGCUAUUCAGUAAAAACAGUGUAAACUUCCCCAUGGAGAAAAUCUAUUCGUUUGCCCCCGGCUUUUAGAUGUUAAGGAACUAGUGGUACACCCAUGAUCAAUGAGACUGAAAACUCGUAUAGAUGUUGGAUCGUUCGACUUAAAGUGUUUUUGCAAGCCCUGUUUCGUCAAAUCAUUGUUUAAAAUACUGCUUGUAUAAAAUUUACAAAAACACGUAUGCGUAGCAAAUCAGCAAUGAACUUUGAAAG
Molecule: messenger RNA, 1138 nt
Organism: Owenia fusiformis
Lineage: Eukaryota; Metazoa; Annelida; Polychaeta; Sabellida; Oweniidae
Source: the annotation of a GenBank genome assembly